This is a messenger RNA of Lethenteron reissneri (Far Eastern brook lamprey), 3207 nucleotides long. It is a transcript of the gene CDCA7, whose product is annotated as cell division cycle associated 7. Gene Ontology annotation, biological process: regulation of DNA-templated transcription. Gene Ontology annotation, cellular component: nucleus. The record is from RefSeq and is a predicted model, not a curated record. NCBI's taxonomy places the organism in Eukaryota, Metazoa, Chordata, Hyperoartia, Petromyzontiformes, Petromyzontidae.
UACUAAUAAUUAUAAUAGGUAUUAUGGUUAAUUAUUUAAAGGGUGGCUCUUUGCUUAAUCUCGUCGAAUUGUAACGUAGAUGUGAUUUUAUAGGCUAAAGCGUGGACCCUAUUAUGAAAGUGGUACCGUCCGUAGUUAAAGUUUACGUGAAGCGAGGUCCGGCCGCUCUCUUCGGCUGCGCGCCUGGUCGGAGUGGCGUUUGCAAUUAUCGUCGCUACUUCAAUUAAACAACUUCAACUUUUUACGUUCGUUGCAAGAAGCAAGAGAAACAAGUACGAAGACGUCAUGUCUGCGACGGUAGAGCUGGCUUCUCUCUUCGGCUGCCCCAGCGACAAAGAAGAGUUCAGCGGUUUCCGUGAGACCGAGCUGGUCCCAAUGGAGACCACAUCGGAGGACAGCUCGGACAGUUGCACGUCCUCCGACCACUUCAGCAGCGGCAGCAGCAGCGUUGGGCAGGUACGCAGCCCCGAGGAGACAGCGUGCAUGCGGGAGCUGGCCAAGCUCUUCCAGGACGACUCCGACGCUGAGAACGACACCUUCCACGGCUUCACCGACAGCGACGUCAACCUCAGCAACAUGAUUGGCACCAUGUCGAUGGAGUCCGAGUCGGACUUGGGUGACUCGAUGGAGGUCCCGCAGCUGGACAAGGCAGCACCGGGCGAGAGCACGCCAGGCAGGGGCCGCCCAUUCAGCCUCCGCGUCAUGCUCAAGUUCCCGGUGGCAGGCAAGCAAGCAACCGGCAACAGCCCAACCAAAAACGACAACCACAAGUCCUCACCGCCUGCCACCACCGUCAUUGCAAGCUCGAACUCUUCGGUAACGCCGCGCAAGCGGGGGAGGCCGUGCAAGGCUGCAGCCAUCGCCGUUCCGGUUUUCCCGGUGGUUGUGCUUACCGAGCUCGCCCAGGAUAACCCGACCAGGCGAUCGCAGAGACGCACGUGCAAGAACGAGUUGCGACCCGAGCCAAGCGUCGCCCAAGGCGACAAAAACAACAACAGCAGCGUCGACGACGAGGUGGAGGAGCAAGUGCGAGAUGAGAGGGACGGCGCGCGGGCGACAGAAAAGGUGGAUCCGAUGGAUGAGGGCUCCGAUUCGGAAGGCGAGGCCGAGCUGGAGCAGAAGAUGGACUUCCUGACGCGGCGAGCGCUCAACAUCAAGGAGAACAAGGCCAUGCUGGCUCGACUCAUGGCGGACCUGAAGACCAUGCCGGGGCUGAUGGGAAAGUUUUCCGUCCAAUCGUCAACCCCCUCGCAGAAGGCCCGAAGGCCCCCAAAAGCAAUGACGCCCGGGUUAUCAGACGGUCCCGUACGGCGCAACCCGGAGCGGAGCACGAGGACAAACACACGCUCGCUGGGCCUCCGCGCGUCGUCGUCACCACCGUCCUCGCCCCACCGCUCGCUGGAGGAGCGACUCCGCUACAAGCGCAAGAGCUCGGACAGCGACGAUGACGGUGACGAUGAGUAUCGACCCCAUAGGAGACGCGGCGGAUUCUGCAGCACCUCUGCCAUCCUGCAUGUCGUACGGAGUGUGGACGAGAUCACCCAAGACGAGCUGACUCUCAUCGCCGCCUCCACCUCUGACAAGAGUUACGACAAAGUCAACGGCAGCACGUGCCACCAGUGCCGUCAGAAGACAUCUGACACGAAGACUUGCUGCCGGAACCCCGAAUGCUGGGGCGUGCGCGGACAGUUCUGCGGGCCCUGUCUGCGCAACCGCUACGGCGAGGAUGUUCGCGCCGCCCUGCUUGACCCCGCUUGGCAUUGCCCCAUAUGCCGCGGGAUCUGCAACUGCAGCUUCUGCCGCCGCCGGGAGGGCCGCUGUGCCACGGGCAUCCUCAUCCACCUGGCCAAGUACCACGGCUACAACAACGCGCAGGCCUACCUGGAGAGCCUUCAGAAGGAGAUUGACGAUGAGGACUGAGGUGGCUUGGAGUUGCUGACACUUCUGGGCGCAAGAACCCCUCGGCCCAAGGCGAUUUUGGUGCCGUCUCGCCAUCUAAAACGCAGUUGUUAACAUUGUUGCUUUCGCAGGGCCGCCUAAAGAAACCCUGAAAAAAAACUUGUUUAUUGUUGCGUGACUUUCGUACCGUUAAAAUCCUCUAAAUAUAUUGACAAGGCCGAUGGGUAUUUUUACAAUUCCUAUUCUCAUCUUCUGAGCAAAACCUUUUUGAGUAUUUGAAAGAUCGCUUGCGUGCCAUUUAGGAUUUUAAAACGUCAACUGUUGGUUUUAUUAUGGAACACGACUUACUUGGAAUUUUGCACAAGUGCUGAAAUCGCAGAACUUGAUACAAAAACAGCAGUUCCUAAUUAAAAACAUCGUCAACUCAUUCGGUAGAUUUUUUUUUCUGUGAUCUUUUAUCGAAUUCUAAAACAAAAUUUGCACGUAAACAAUGCAUCACUCUUUUGGCACUUGGGCAAUACACUUUUUGAGCUCUUUGUUCUGCUCAGCCGAGCACAGAGUUAUUCAGUGGGUAAAGGCAUAAUAUUGUUUUUCUAGGGUUGGUGCGUUGCUUUCAUUUUACUUGUGGAGGUCUCAUCUUGACUCACGGGGAAGCUAGCUGUUGUUUCAUCACCAUGCAUCAAUUUACAUAUAAAGCUUUUGAAUUUCUCAAAUAUAUAUUUUUGCUUCUGCUAACAUAAACUAGAUACUUACACCAGGUUAUGUUAACCUGCUUGUCUUAUUCAAAAGUAACCGAUUUUUUUGCGUCGUUCAUUUCCUUGAAGUUAAUGUCACGUUCAAAAUUUUAACACAGCACUCACACUUUACUAGAUUUUCUUGGACCAAUUUCUGAAAACUUGAAACUGGUCACACACUUGAGUUGUAUUAAUGGCACGUACUGAAUUACUACUGUUAACAUACCAAAACAAUUGGCCUAAAACACCAGCUAUGACCUGUAAUAUAGAUGUAUAUCAUUCUGGUAAACAUUUUUGCGAUGUUUAUAACCUAAAAAGUGCAGUUGAUGGCUUGUGACUGUCUGGAAUUGAAAGGAUUUGAUAAGGAAAAUGCCUACUGAUUCGAGUGGUUACAUUUUCUUGCUCGACUAGGCAGGGUGCCUUUCCUGUAAUUGUGUGUACAUUUUCCAUGGGUUUCGGGUAUCUUUCUGCUUGUUCUGUUGCACGGUUCCGUUUUAUUGCUUGGUGUUUAUACAAUGCUUGUACUGUGAUUGCAAGAGCAGUCUUAUUUUACGAAUAAAGUUUCUUAAGUGGU